Molecule: messenger RNA, 1333 nt
Organism: Daphnia carinata
Lineage: Eukaryota; Metazoa; Arthropoda; Branchiopoda; Diplostraca; Daphniidae
Product: serine/threonine-protein kinase 3-like
Exons: 4
Coding region: 53-1318 (421 amino acids)
Biological process (GO): protein phosphorylation; IRE1-mediated unfolded protein response; intrinsic apoptotic signaling pathway in response to endoplasmic reticulum stress
Cellular component (GO): IRE1-TRAF2-ASK1 complex
Molecular function (GO): protein serine/threonine kinase activity; ATP binding; RNA endonuclease activity
Source: RefSeq, a predicted model, not a curated record
AGACGAUAACAACAUAGAAGCAUCGUUAACUAAGGCGUCAUUAAGAGCCCCAAUGUUACUCGCACAAUAUAUUUGGCACGUUUCCACUACCUCGGCCGCCAUUCCCAGAGGAAACAAUCAAGGAUCAGUUUUGGAUAAUGAAGACUAUGUUAGAAAAGGGUCUUAUGGAAAAGUGUUCAAAUGUAACUAUACUCAUACAGAUGGAAGUCAACUUAAGGCCGCCUGCAAAAAAUGUAAAAUAAAGGAUGGCGCGGAACCUGUGUUUGAACGUGAAAUCCAAACCCUUUCACACUUGAAGCAUUUGUUUGUCGUUGAACAUCUAGGUGUCGUAAUAAAGAACGCCAAAAAGUAUAUGGUAAUCGAACUAUGCGAGGGCUCCUUGAAGGAAUACGUUCUAGGAAAGUUGGAACUACGUUCUAAAGACAUGUUGGAUGACAAAAUAAUAAUAAGUCAAGUGGUCCUCGGCAUGGCCUACAUCCACAGCAAAAAAAUCAUUCACAAAGAUCUAAAACUUGAAAAUAUCCUUCUCAAACGUCAAUCACCUGAGUCCCACCUACUGUUGGCCAAAAUCGCUGAUUUUGGUUUUGCUAAAGAACUGAAACCGAAUUCUUUCAGUUUUAGUUCCACUAAUCAUCCAGGUACAACAUCUUAUAUGGCACCCGAACUUCUCCGUGCUUCUCCAAACGCUUAUCCGGCCAAUUUUGCCAGCGACGUGUAUGCUUUGGGCAUAACAAUUGCACGAAUUGCGUUGAAAGGAAGGCAUCCUUUUACCGAUAACGAAAAUCUUCGACGGCAUUUACAGAUACAGGGUCUGAUUCCGCCUACACUUCAUCAUCAAAGCUGGGAUUUGAUCGAUUUGAUCAUUAAAUUAACAGCUAAAGAACCAGCGAAACGUCCCAUCAUGGCCUUAGUUUUGUGCCAUCCAUAUUUCGUCUUGACAAAUGCCAAGACCAAAAGGCAUUUCGUCGAUCAUCUAUGGACACACAUCAAAUCAAAGGAGAAUAAAGAAAAUUCAAUGAAACAAAUGUUCAACAGCCAUAAUUUCCAAGAGUGGUACAGAACCGUCACCGCUGAUACGCAAGAAACUGUCGAAGAGGCCAAGGAAAAGAAGGAAAUCGUCGCAACAGCCAGAAAACUUCAUCCUAAAAGUACAAUUGAAAGUUUGUACGGUCCAGCCAAACAAUACAAACAAAAAACUACGGAUGCUCUGAAGACCAGAUUCUCUCAACCAGAUUGCACAGUUGAAAGUUUGUACGGUCCGGUAAAACAAUACAAACAAAAAAUUCAAAAAUGCUUUGAAUGCCGAAUACGACGAUAAUAUUGGAAACCAAAU